AACGAUUUCGAACACAGCUACCCCGUUUCCGUACACAGCGGUGCGGUUUAUUUUGUAUUCCGCCGAAACAUGAGUCCAUAGAACAGAGUUCCGAAUGGUAACACAAUGUUGUGGCGCCGACUAGAGACCUCUGAGCAGCUCGUUCGAGAGUUCCUCAGUACUGGAUCCGCAGUAAGAAGCUUGAUGAAGAACUGGGGUGUUGUCGGUGGUAUAGCUGCAGCAGUGGCAGCUGGAGCUUACAUUAUAUGGGGACCAAUCACAGGGCAAAAGAAGAAAAAGAGAGGGAUGGUUCCAGGUUUGUUGAACUUGGGCAAUACCUGCUUCAUGAAUUCAUUGCUCCAGGGUCUGGCAGCAUGUCCCUCCUUCAUACGCUGGCUGGAGAGCUUUUCACAAAGAAUUGAGGGACAGUCCAGUCAAGACAAGCAGCUGUCCAGCAUGCUCCUGAACCUUCUCAAAGCCCUGUCCAGCGAUGAGCCUGGGGAGGAGAAUGUGCUUGAUGCUGGGUGCCUGUUGGAUGUCCUCAGAUUGUACAGGUGGCACAUCAACUCUUUUGAAGAGCAGGAUGCUCAUGAGCUUUUUCAUGUGCUCACGUCCUCUCUGGAAGAGGAAAGGGAUCGGCUGCCAAGAGUCUGUCAUUUGUUUGACAUUAAGUCCCUUAAGAGUAUCCCGGACCAAGCUGACAAGACUCUGAGUUGCAGAAGUACAGCCACACUUCAUCCAAUCCUGAAUCCUUGGAAGUUUCAACAUCCUUUCCAUGGCCGUUUGACAAGCAAUAUGUCUUGCAAGCGCUGCAAGCAUCAGAGUCCAGUGCGGUACGACUCAUUUGAAAGCCUUUCCUUACCCAUACCGUCUCCUCAGUGGGGGCGGCCCCUCUCACUCGAUCAAUGUCUUCAGUAUUUCAUCUCCUCUGAAACCAUCAAAGAGGUGGAGUGUGAAAACUGCACCAAGCUUCAACAGGGUCCCAAAGAAAAGGGCCAUGUUCUGGAAAACCAACGGACCACAUUUGUCAAACAGUUGAAACUGGGAAAGCUGCCACAGUGCCUGUGUAUUCACCUGCAGAGGCUCACCUGGUCCAAUGAAGGGACUCCCAUCAAGAGACAGGAACAUGUGCACUUCACAGAGUUCCUCUCCAUGGACCGCUACAAACACAAUGGAUCCUCAGUCCAGAGGAUGCAACGCACCAAAUGUCCCCCCAUAUCCGCCGACACGGAGACCCAACAGGACCUGGUUGACAAGCCAAUGCAAAAUGGCACCGACAGCAACCACCAUAACAACAACAAGCCCCUUGCCAAUGGAUCAAUGGCUUCAGUUCAUCAAUUCAUCCACUCCCCUGCCGUGAGAACACAGCUCAACUUCUCACAUGACUACAGACCGUCAGAGUACCUGUUCCAGCUCACCGCCGUGCUGGUGCACCAUGGAGACAUGCACACGGGACACUUCAUCACCUUCCGCCGCUGCCCCGCCCCGCACCCCCAAGGCCAACACCCCUCACAGUGGCUCUGGACAUCGGAUGACUCUGUACGCAAGGCCACCCUGCAGGAGGCACUCUCCUCCAAUGCUUACCUGAUUUUCUAUGAAAGGGUUCAACGGUCAAGCCGAGCUUUGCGGGCAGAGGUGUAGCCACCUUUCGUAUUUAUCCUACGCUCACUUGCGCCGCAAGCGAUCGUGAAGAUGGCUCCUUUCGGUUAAGCUCAGGAACAGGGCAAUCGCUGGUUAUUGCAAUAACUUUUUUGACUUGCCAUAAACGCACACCUUUGUUUGCUCUGCAUACUUAUUGUUGAAUCUGUUUAAGAGUGAACCUCCAUCCUUCUAAUCUGCCAGGUCUGUUAUCUCCAUCAGAGAGGACUGGAAUGAUGAUGAUGAUGAUGAUGAUGAUGAUUGAGAUAGGAAAACAAUGACCUAAAGGGAGUUGAUUGAGACCAAGCCUAUAGUCCUGAACCAAUUGAAAAAACUUGCCAUUAGGACCUAACGGGACCUACUUGAUCCCCUAGAAUCUGGUGAUUUUGCCCCUUUUCAUUAUUCUUAUGCUGUAAACUCGCCUCUCAACCCUGUUAAUUUAUUCAGUUCAAUAUUUUUGAAUAAACAUGACUGAUGAACUAA
Messenger RNA from Gadus macrocephalus (Pacific cod), 2100 nucleotides. RefSeq names its product ubiquitin specific peptidase 30 (gene usp30). NCBI's taxonomy places the organism in Eukaryota, Metazoa, Chordata, Actinopteri, Gadiformes, Gadidae. Gene Ontology annotation, molecular function: cysteine-type endopeptidase activity; cysteine-type deubiquitinase activity. The record is from RefSeq and is a predicted model, not a curated record. Gene Ontology annotation, biological process: protein deubiquitination. The transcript has 13 exons. Gene Ontology annotation, cellular component: cytosol; nucleus. The coding region runs from base 106 to 1620 and encodes 504 amino acids.